Messenger RNA from Didymodactylos carnosus, 1008 nucleotides. Lineage: Eukaryota; Metazoa; Rotifera; Eurotatoria; Philodinida; Philodinidae. The record is from the annotation of a GenBank genome assembly.
AUGCAGGGGCAGAUUUCUAUUCAAACUUUAUUUGUUAUGAGCAACAAUAACGACAUUUAUGAUGUAUCUCUAGUACCAGACAAUGUGUUUACAUUGGAUGGUAAUGAUUUUUAUCAAUUAGUACAAUCACUAGCCGGUGAAACUGUUUGUGAGAUUCUCAGAAUACAAUCAAUAAAUUCCACAAGAUCAUUUUUGAAUACUGACGAUGUGUUAGAAAUUUUUAAAUAUGAUUCGCCUGAUUUAAUUGGUAUUAAAAAUAAAUCAUGUCACAAAAUGACGAAUGGUCAUUAUAUUAUUAAAGCUGGAAUUAAAAGCAGUUUAGCAUAUUUAACAAAAUUAUUAGAAAUAAAACAAGAUCAGCAACAAUCCAUCAUGAAUAAUGACAAUAAUAAUAGUAAUGAACAAACAUUGCCAUAUGAAAUUAUAAAUAAUAAUUCAAUGUUAAGAUCAUUAUUUUCUUGGUACGAACAUUUCCAGCAUCUCACGUUUCGUCUUACGAGGGAACCUCCCGAGAAUUUACAUAUGUCAACAGUUUUAAAACAACAUGGUAUAUUUCAAUUAGAACAAUUAAGUAAAUAUGUAUUUCAUGAAUUAAGUUCCACAUCGAAAAUGUUUGAUAAUUCAACAACAAGUAAUACUAGUGAUGAUUCUGAUUCUUAUUCAGAACGUGAACCUGAAUUAGGUGAUGCUGAUAAUAAUAACAACGACAGUGACGAAGAUAGUGAAUGUCAAUCCGAUGAUAAUGGAAGUAUCAAUACAGCAAAAACAAACUUUUCUGGUAUACAAAUUAAAGACAAGAUUAACACUGAAUUAAAAAAUUCGUAUUUUAAAAUAAAAAUUAAUAACACUGAUAAAUAUUUACAUAAACAGUCAGCAAUCUGGCUGUUAACAGACAAAAAUAAUCGUAUAUCAACCGAUAGAUUAUCACGAGUAAUUGAAACGAGCAAAAAAGAACAAAAACACUUCAUCUUGUUUUCCUGUUUUCUGUUUUUGUGUACAAAUAAAUAG